Messenger RNA from Drosophila biarmipes, 523 nucleotides. RefSeq lists its product as uncharacterized. The coding region runs from base 94 to 507 and encodes 137 amino acids. Lineage: Eukaryota; Metazoa; Arthropoda; Insecta; Diptera; Drosophilidae. The transcript has 5 exons. The record is from RefSeq and is a predicted model, not a curated record.
UUUAUGUAUCGAAAUUUACCAGUUUUUCUUUUAUAGCUCUAGACAUGAAAAUUUUGUCAUCACAUUUCGGUAUUUUGUACAAUUUUUACUAGGAUGUGCCUUUGCCCACCUAUUGUAUUCAAGAUCGCACUGCUGCUAUCAAUCGGCACAAACAUAGCACUUACUAGCAUGGAAAUGUAUAAUAAUAGCGAUUCCAAGCAGGUUAUACUAACCGUAAACCUGGUGGCCUGCUUCAUUGCGCUUCUUUUCCUGGCCCUGGGUGUUUAUGGAGCGAUUAUGAACCACAUCGUAAUUAUUAAGAUGCUGAUGGUCGUUUUGGUGGUGUUCUGUUUGUUUAAGAUAGUUAUGUGGAUAGUGUGUGCGAAUCUGUCACCAGCUCUGUCAGAUGCCAUCAUUCACAUUUGGUUCAUGGUCAACACGGCGGCUUCGAUAGUCUGCACGGUUUUUGUUGUCAUAUUCUGGAUGCGUCUGCAUGAGCUCACUCGAGAGUUUCAACUGGGCUAUUAGUCGGCGGAGAUCGGAA